CUAGGACAGCAUUUGAAAUGAGCAAUGAGACAUUUGUCACUGAAUUCAUCUUCUUGGGAUUUUCAAAUCACCCCAACUUGCAGGGCUUCUUCUUCCUCGUCUUCCUGGUCAUCUACCUAACAACUCUCCUGGGGAAUGUCCUCAUAAUAAUGGCCACCAGGAUCAGUCCUGCUCUUCACACUCCAAUGUAUUAUUUCCUCAGCAACUUGAGCUUCUUAGACAUCUGCUACACAUCGACCACCAUUCCCGUCAUGUUGGUAAACUUCUUCCGAGAGGAAAAGACCAUCUCCUAUGAAGGCUGCCUUUCCCAGAUGUUCUUCCUUCUGACAUGUGCUGGCACCGAAGGCGUCUUACUGGCUGCCAUGGCUUAUGAUCGCUAUGUGGCCAUUUGCCGCCCUCUUCAGUAUCCAGUACUCAUGAGUGGGAAGGUCUGUGUUUGGCUGGUGACUGGGUCCUGGCUCUGUGGACUGGUGAAUUCUGUGAUACACACGGUGCUGGCAGCGACACUCACUCUGUGUGGGCCCAAUGAGAUCAGCCACUUCCUCUGUGACAUCCCCUUGCUCCUGAAGCUCUCUUGCUCAGACACUUCUGUCAAUGAGUCAGUGCUCCAUGUGGCCAGCGCCACCAUUGGCCUGAGCCCCUGCCUAUUUACUGCCGGGUCCUACGUACUCAUCAUCUCAGCCAUCCUUCGGAUCCCCUCUGCUCAAGGCAGGAGCAAGUCCUUCUCCACCUGUGCAUCCCACCUGACAGUGGUGGUCAUCUUCUUUGGAACAGCCAACUUCAACUAUGAUAGGCCGAGUGAAGGCUACUCCUUGGACAUGGAUAUUCUGGUCUCUGUUCUCUUUUGUGUAGUGACCCCCAUGUUGAAUCCCAUUAUCUACAGCCUGAGAAGUAAGGAUGUCAAGAGUGCCCUAAAGAAGCUGACUACGUGGUUUGUACACCCUGACAAUAUGAAUGUCUAG
Messenger RNA from Octodon degus (degu), 962 nucleotides. Its product is annotated as olfactory receptor 5V1-like. The annotation marks the transcript as partial. NCBI's taxonomy places the organism in Eukaryota, Metazoa, Chordata, Mammalia, Rodentia, Octodontidae. The record is from RefSeq and is a predicted model, not a curated record. The transcript has a single exon. Gene Ontology annotation, molecular function: olfactory receptor activity; G protein-coupled receptor activity. Gene Ontology annotation, biological process: G protein-coupled receptor signaling pathway. Gene Ontology annotation, cellular component: membrane.